This is a messenger RNA of Monopterus albus (swamp eel), 2212 nucleotides long. Its product is annotated as vesicle-associated membrane protein 8. Lineage: Eukaryota; Metazoa; Chordata; Actinopteri; Synbranchiformes; Synbranchidae. Gene Ontology annotation, biological process: vesicle-mediated transport. Gene Ontology annotation, cellular component: membrane. Bases 171 to 482 code for a protein of 103 amino acids. The transcript is spliced from 3 exons. The record is from RefSeq and is a predicted model, not a curated record.
GAGGUGCAACCUUCAGCAGACAUUUGUUCAGCUCUUAUGCAGUCACAACAAGCACUGAUCUGUGCGGGUGCUUGUUACACUAACAGAACUGGAUAACACAACCCUGUGGACUUCAGUUUUCUUGCAUGAAGCUGGGUUGUUUUGCUGCUUGUGACUGAGAAACAGCUACUAUGGCUGAACCGAGCUCUCAGCCGCCAGCCUCUGGCACAACUCCUAAGCUUGACCAAGUGCAAGAUCAGGUCAACGAGGUGAAAGUUAUUCUGAAAGACAACAUCAACAAAGUGCUGGAGAGGGGGGACAGGUUAGACGAUCUGAUCGGCAAGACUGACGACCUGCAGGCGUCUGCCGACUCGUUCCAAAGAACAUCCACACGUGUCGCCAGGAAAUACUGGUGGAAGAACAUUAAAAUGAUGAUUAUAAUUGGUGUAAUUGUGCUGGUCAUCGUGAUCCUCAUCAUCCUCUUUGCCACUAAGGUUAUAUGAACCCAGUCUUAGGACCAACAAUGACGGAGAUGGUGGAUAAAUCUCAUGUGAUCAUUUCAACACAUACGAACGGAUGUUUUACAUUUCAAGAUCAAAAACAUGCAAGCACAUAUGAUUUUUUUAACAUCUGCAGCCGAUUAGUUAUUUGUUAUAAACUCGGCUGCCACACUUUCUGCAACACUCCAAGUCAUUAACAUGUGACAGUGCCACCGCUAACAUUUCAAACAAUCACAAACCCAAAUUAGUUUUUAUUUUUAUUUUGUUGCGUUUAAGACCAACACAUUGUGUAUAUAUACUGUAAGGUUAUGACUUCAAAACUCUGUAAUAACAUAUGUAUUAUAUGACCAUGAUAAAGACGAUUAAUUGUAAGAGCACAGCUUGUAUCUCUGCUUCCACACCACUGUGUGUUUGUGUGAUCUGCUCCAACCAACCUAACACUUCAGUUAUGGAAUAAAUCAAGCAACUCAGAAACAUCAUUCGAGAACAUUAAAUACAAAUGAACAAAAAGGGACCAGGAGCCAGCAACCCUUUGCAGAGAUCUAAAUAAACGCAAAACAUCCAACAAAUACUGUGGUAAAUGUAGAGGAAAUGUACUGUAGGUCUUAGUGCCAAUCGGCUAAGUGAUCUUUGCUGGAUACCAACAUCGCUGUGGCCUUCGCUCCACCAGUGCACAGCAGACUGUCAUCACUCUGAAACCUAUGGGAAACAAACAAAAACAAAUGAGCUAUAGAUGAAAACACAGUCAAAAUGACAAAGAAAAAAAAUCAUAGGAAUCCCCUGUGUUUAUAAUGACCAAUGUAAAAAGAAAAAACAAACUGAGAACAAUUAUUUUAACAUUUUACAGUUUAAAAAAGUUAGUCCAUAAGCUAGAAAUCCUGAAGUGCAAUAAAUUGAAGAAGUCAAAGCCAAAAUACUAAAUGGAAGAAACCUUUGAUUGAUCAAAAAUACACAUUAAAGAAAGCACUGCAUGCAAAUUUCUGGAAACUUUGAAGCUUCUUGUUUUACAAAAGGUUAUAAGAGGAAAAUUCGUUACAGGAAAAUUAACAAAAGAGGAGUCUUUUCCAUCGCUGUCACUAACACAAAACAGAACAUUACAUGUACAAAAAGUAAAAGCACUUUAUCCCCCAACACAGUAGAGUCCAAAUACGAACCAGGUUUUAGCUCAUGGACUACUGGCUACAAGAGCUAAAUAAAGAAACAAGCACUUUAGAUAAAGAUUAGGAAUGCAUAUAUUAACAAUAGGAACUGGAAAGGCCAGAGAAUGCUGUACAUAUCCUUUGAAAAGCAAAUCGUUAUUUUAUCAUAUUUAUAAUCAUUACUUGUGGGGGAGUAAGGGCCUGUAAAAAAUGACAAUUACAUGUGUAUAUUUAAAGUUUUACAUUACAAACAGUUGCAAACAAAUUAAAAAUGGAAAGAAAGAUGACAAAGCUGGACGUGUCCCAUAUUGUUUAGUUUAGAAAUGCUGAUACAGGAUGUUGUAAGACCAUACCAAAUGGCAGCAUUCGAGAGCGUAUGCUUCUCGUACCCGGUCCGCAUUGAGCGGGCCCUGAGAGUAUCUGGGAGUCAGCUCAUGGCCUGCAAGGAAGCUCCGCUGGCAGGUACAAACAAGGUAUGUCAGAGUUAGGAGACAACAUACUUCCUUUUCUGUUUCCUUGCACAUCCUUAACUUUGGCAUCCAUUUACUGUAGUAGCAGUACUUUACCUGUUAACUUUACAGUUAAAAAAAAAAA